GUGUUUGUAUUAAAACACUUCACGUACUCUAAGUACGUUAGAUAACAUGAUGAGAAUUGCUUUUCUGUAGGAAAGUAGGUUUUUUGCCUUAAGAAGAGCUCUGUUGUUGUGUCUUAUCUGCUCGUAAAAGUGGGAGGUACUGACCGUGGAGUCACCGUCACACAGAAAAGGCUACAGAAGGAACUGUUGGCUUUACAGAAUGAUCCACCCCCAGGGAUGACGCUAAAUGAAAAGAGUGUUCAAAAUUCAAUAACACAGUGGAUCAUAGACAUGGAAGGAGCACCAGGCACACUUUACGAAGGAGAAAAAUUUCAGCUUCUUUUCAAAUUUAGUGGUCGAUACCCUUUUGAUUCACCUCAGGUUAUGUUCACCGGUGAUAAUAUUCCCAUUCAUCCUCACGUGUAUAGCAAUGGUCACAUAUGCUUAUCAAUUUUAACAGAAGAUUGGUCACCAGCUCUCUCAGUACAGUCAGUUUGUCUUAGCAUUAUCAGCAUGCUUUCCAGUUGUAAAGAAAAGAGGCGACCUCCAGACAAUUCAUUUUACAUAAGAACAUGCAAUAAGAACCCAAAGAAGACAAAGUGGUGGUAUCAUGAUGAUACAUGUUGAUGACUCCAUUUUAUGGUCCAUUUAGAAGAUAGUUCUACUGAGGAAAUGAGCACUUUGAUUAUUCAGACCUUGAUCCUUCUCCUUCGACUGGAAGUGACCUAUAAGAGCUGAAGACUUCCUUUUACUGCAUUUUUACUGAUGUGCAUUUUGGGCGCUUGUUGAUAGAUGGAGAAUUCCAUCCAACUGGCAUGCAUUUAUCAGACAUGUAGUAUAAAUGCAGUUGUCUUACCCAUCAAAAGAAUUCCAUUUUAAUUUAUUUUUCUAUUUGAAAUUCUCCAAAAUGUUCUAGGUCCUCAUGUAUUGUGCAAUAAUGGUUUUUAAUGCAUGCUGGGACCUAUCAAGAUUGGAUUAGCAAACACAAACUCAUGGGUAGUGCUGGUAGAUGCAGUCAGCAUUACUGAACUCAGAAUGGCUACGUUUUUUUUUUCAUAUUUCUGUUCAGCUUUAUUCCUACAUGAUGAACUUCGGAAUGAAGAGCAAAGACCUUGGUCACAAUUUCUGAUUACUAAGGCCUUAUUACAUAUAAUCUGUACUUGUAACUUGUCAGAAUAUUUGCAGUUCAGUUUUUCUAAUGGGAAUGAAACUCUAAGACAGAGAUAACAGCUGGUACUAGAUAUUUUUAUAUACUCCAUAGGCAUGUUCCUUUGCCUUCAGCAAAUGAAUUUCACUUGCGUUCUAAAUAAGAACUAUGUUGUGUGAACCAACACUUUAAAGGAAAUCUGUGUCCCAUUAUCUUUGUAAAUUUUGUUUCCAUUUUCAGGACUGCUGUUCUGCAUAGUUGAAUGUUUGUCUAUUUACAUUAGUUCAUUCACUUACUUCAUAGUUUAUCCUAGGUAUAUUUCUGUUUGCAGUUUAUGAAACUUAAUUUAUGUUAAGUAGCAGAUAGUUUGUCAUCACUUCUGUGUUCUCGUAGUAUGCCUGUUUGUGUAGUUACAGUAAGAGUGAAGUAUCACUGUUAACCAUCUGUGUUUUAUCAAGUCGGUUAACUUUUUUCCUUCAGCAGCAUAUUGUCAUUUAUCUGCAGAGCAGUUUUUGUAUUUUGUUAUAUGUACUGUGUGCAUGGGUCAUGUGACGGUACAUUCUUAAAUGUUAGUACAGCUGCUAAAGCGAAUAGAAAAACAAGUAGGAUUCACAGGAAGCUCCUAUAAGUAGAAAAUAAAAAUAAGAAUGGAGCUCAGUUUGCUACAAAAAUGGUUUGAAUGGGCAUAUUUCAGUUUACAAGUUGUACUGAAAUGGAAACAAAAUAAUUUUACAUUAUACAAUUUGAAAGAGUUGCACUGAAGUUCUCCAUUGUGUGGACUUGCACGUUUUCAGGUAUGUUGCUAAGAUAUGAAAAUUGUCAUUUAGUAUUUUUUUCAAAUGUGAUCCAGAUUAUCGCACUUUUUUCUUACUACUGUUUAGCAUCUGUCCCCUACCUUGCAGAAAAUAUUUUUGGUCUUUUAAAAGCAAAAUGUUUGUUUGCUGUCUUCUGUUUAAUGUAUUUUUUAUUUGUUUAAAGUUUUUAACUUGUGCUUGAAUAACACAUUAUUUGUUUGAAAAGCUUUAUUGUUGAAAAAUAUAUUCUUGUAAAUUAUAUCUUUAUCUGUAAAUCUUGACUUUUGAUUCUGUACUAUAUGAUAAAAGAUGACUAAUUUUUGACACAAGGCCAGCUUGUACAACUUAUAUUUUGACAAUACGAAUUGUAUUUUUGACUGAUGGGGGUUUCACCUGUCUCAUCACGUAUGUAUUUGUUUUUAGGCUUUGAAAAUGGUUCCUUUCAGGCAUUUAGACCUUUUGGGCUGAAGCUGUUACCAUUAAACUUAACUCUCCCCAUAAAGAGGGAAUUUUUUUAAAAUGUAAAAUAUUGCACAAAAAAUGAUUUUUUUCCCUAUAAGCAUAUUUAUUUGGAACAUGGAAAUGUACAUUUUAUAAACUCUGUUGGUUAAAAUAUU
Protopterus annectens (West African lungfish) is the source of this 2537-nucleotide messenger RNA. It is a transcript of the gene UBE2W, whose product is annotated as ubiquitin conjugating enzyme E2 W. The transcript is spliced from 6 exons. The coding region runs from base 217 to 606 and encodes 129 amino acids. Lineage: Eukaryota; Metazoa; Chordata; Ceratodontiformes; Protopteridae. The record is from RefSeq and is a predicted model, not a curated record.